AUGCGGGGGAGAGAUAGUGAAGGCGUGGCCCGGGGCUGGAUGGAAGUGGAUAUCAGUGAGAGCUAUUUAGAGAUGAACUCAGCAGGCAUGAUGCUCAGAUCUCUGGUGUCAGCAAUGCUCUUCCCUGAACUAGGGGACAUGGCUAGACGAGUCGGACCCGAGGCUCAGGAUCACUUGGUGGGGCUGAGCUUAGAGAAACUGGAAAGAGCCCGAGGGGCGCCGUCCACACUGCCCAGGAGUGAGCGGGUUGCAGAACCAGCUUCCGGGAUUUUUGGCCUAGGUCUUUGCCAUUAUCCUGUUCCCAUGGUAGCAGCAGCAUUUAUGGUCCCUGGACAGGGCCAUGUGAUCUUUGAGGAUGUGGCUGUGUCCUUCUCCCAGGAGGAGUGGGGUCUCCUUAACGAUGCUCAGAGACUCCUGUACUGUGAUGUGAUGCUGGAGAACCUGUCACUUAUAGCCUCCCUGGGUUGUUGGCAUGGAGUAGAAGCUGAGGAGGCCAUUUCUGAACAAUGUGUUUCUGUAGAACAAGUGAAAGAAGACAGGAAUCCAAAGCUGGAGCCAUCUAUCCUGAAGCCUCUGACUUCGGAUACGAGUGUCCUGGUGGAGAAAGAUGUUUUGUACUUGGCUGACAAUAUGUUCACGUGCAGAGAGGUUGAGAAGGCUUUCCUAGGCAGCUUGGGCUUUCCUCAGCAUCAGUCCUCCCAUGAUGGAGAGCAUCUACAUAGCAGCAGGCAGAGAAGGGAGGUGUCUCACCCUGGGCAAGGGCAUCACAAGUGCAGUGAAUGUGGCAAAGCCUUCGUAAAAAGUUUAAAUUCACAGAGCACCUGA
Molecule: messenger RNA, 825 nt
Organism: Lipotes vexillifer (Yangtze River dolphin)
Lineage: Eukaryota; Metazoa; Chordata; Mammalia; Artiodactyla; Lipotidae
Source: RefSeq, a predicted model, not a curated record